CCGGUACGAAACGUCAAAACAGUGUUUACUAGCGAGCACGUUCCGCUGCACAGUACGGUCUCGUACUUUAUGGUGUAAUUUGAGCAAAAUUUGCGUAAAAUAGUGAACGGUUUAGUUUCUAACUACUUCAUAAACAACUGAGAAAAGCUUUCCCGAGCGACGGCACGAUGCAUGCCGAGGAGAAGCAUUGGAAAGAGGAGGGCAAAAACUACAAGAAAGUGCAACGUGCUCUCGAGGAAAAAUGGAAGCUUGUACCGGCGUUUCUACAGGUAAAAGGGCUGGUAAAGCAGCACAUCGAUUCGUUCAACUACUUCAUCAACGUGGACAUUAAGAAGAUCGUUCAAGCGAACGAAGAGGUAAAAAGUGAUGCCGACCCAUGCUUCUAUCUGAAGUACCUGAACGUACACGUCGGUAAGCCGGACGUGGAGGAAGGUUUUAACAACACCAAGUCAACGACACCGCACGAAUGCCGGCUGCGGGACAUGACGUACUCGGCCCCGAUUACGGUCGACAUUGAGUACACCCGGGGCACGCAGCGUGUCGUCCGGAAUGGGUUGCUAAUCGGGCGUAUGCCCAUUAUGCUGCGCUCAUCAAACUGCGUGCUUAGCGGCAAGUCCGACUACGAACUCUCGAAGGUGAACGAAUGCCCAAUGGAUCCGGGCGGUUACUUCAUUAUCCGCGGUACGGAAAAGGUGAUCCUCAUCCAGGAGCAGCUUAGCUGGAACAAGAUGAUUACGGAAGACUACAACGGCGUGAUCCAGUGUCAGGUCACGAGCUCUACGCAUGAGAAAAAAUCCCGCACCAUCCUGAUCACCAAGCACGGUCGGUACUAUCUGAAGCACAACUCCAUGACGGAAGAGAUUCCGAUCGCGAUCAUCCUGAAAGCGAUGGGCAUUGCGUCGGAUCAGGAAAUUAUGCAGCUGGUCGGGAUUGAUUCGGAAACGCAAAAGCGCUUUGCACCGUCGCUGCUGGAGGCGGCCAACCAUAAGGUGUUUACCCAGCAGCGUGCGUUGGAGUACAUGGGCUCGAAGCUGAUCGCGAAACGGUUCACAACGGCAGCAACGAAGUACAAAACAACCGCGGACGAAGCGCGCGAUUUGCUGGCCACAACGAUCCUCGCGCACGUUCCCGUGCCGAGCUUUAAUUUUCAGGUGAAAGCGAUCUACGUGGCGCUUAUGAUUCGUCGCGUAAUGGCAGCUGAGUUGGACAAGAGUGCCGUGGACGAUCGGGAUUAUUACGGCAACAAGCGGCUCGAGCUGGCCGGGUCGCUGCUUUCGCUGAUGUUUGAGGAUCUUUUCAAGCGGUUCAACUGGGAGCUGAAGAUGAUAGCGGAUAAGAACAUUCCGAAGAUAAAGGCGGCACAGUUCGACGUUGGGAAGCACAUGCGAGAGGCGCUCAUUACGUCCGGACUGGAGACGGCAAUUUCGACCGGAAAUUGGACGAUUAAACGGUUCAAGAUGGAGCGUGCCGGUGUGACGCAGGUGCUGUCGAGAUUGAGCUACAUCUCUGCGCUCGGCAUGAUGACGCGCGUCAACUCACAGUUCGAAAAGACAAGGAAGGUUUCCGGACCCCGUUCGCUGCAGCCCAGCCAGUGGGGUAUGCUAUGCCCGUCGGAUACGCCCGAAGGAGAGGCUUGUGGUUUGGUAAAGAACUUAGCGCUUAUGACGCACAUUACGACCGAGGUCGACGAGGAACCGGUGAUCCGGCUUGCGUACAAUGCCGGUGUGGAGGACAUCCGGCUGCUCGGUGGCGAGACGAUAAACAAUCCGAAGGUGUUUAUGGUGUUUAUCAACGGCAACAUACUGGGCGUUACGAUCGCUUACCGGCGGCUGGUAGAGGUGUUCCGGAUGAUGCGUCGCCGCGGGUUGAUCGGUGCGUUCGUGUCGAUCCACACCUCGUUUACGCAGCGCUGCGUUUACAUUCACACCGACGGAGGGCGACUUUGCCGGCCGUACAUUAUCGUGCAGGGCGGUAGACCGCUCGUACAGCAGGAACACAUCGAGCAGCUGAAGCUUGGGCUGCGGAAGUUCGACGACUUCCUGCACGAUGGACUGAUCGAGUAUCUGGAUGUGAAUGAGGAAAACGAUUCGUUUAUCGCGUACCAGGAGCGGGAAAUUGAUCCGGACAAGACGACGCAUCUGGAAAUCGAACCGUUUACGCUGCUGGGCGUUUGUGCCGGUUUGGUGCCGUAUCCGCACCACAACCAGAGCCCGCGUAACACGUACCAGUGUGCUAUGGGCAAGCAAGCGAUGGGAAUCAUCGGGUACAAUCAGAAAAACCGCAUCGACACGCUGAUGUACAACAUUGUUUACCCGCAAAGUCCGAUGGUACGAUCGCGCACGAUCGAGCUGACGAAUUUCGAUAAGCUUCCGGCCGGGCAGAACGCGACGGUGGCCGUUAUGAGCUACUCGGGGUACGAUAUUGAGGAUGCUCUCAUCCUGAACAAAGCAUCGAUCGACCGGGGGUACGGACGGUGUCUGGUGUACAAGAACAGCAAAUGCACCAUCAAGCGGUACAGCAACCAAACGUUCGAUCGUAUCAUGGGUCCAAUGAAGGAUGCUUUAACGGGGAAAAUCAUCACCAAGCACGAAUGUCUCGAUACGGAUGGAAUCGUAUCGCCCGGAGAGAAGCUCACCUGUAAGCAAACGAUGGUUAACAAGGAGAUGCCGGCCGUCAAGUCGAACAAUCCGAUCGAACAGAAAGAAUCCGGCCAGCAACCGAUCGCGUACAGCGCUGUUCCGAUCACGUACAAAGGCACGGAACCGAGCUACGCCGAGCGGGUACUGGUGUCCACCAACAACGAGGAAGAGUUCCUCGUAAAGAUUCUUCUGCGUCAAACACGGCGGCCGGAAAUUGGCGAUAAGUUCAGCUCCAGGCACGGCCAGAAAGGUGUGACGGGAUUGAUCGUGGAGCAGGAAGAUCUCCCGUUCAACGAUUACGGCAUGUCGCCGGACAUGGUGAUGAACCCGCACGGUUUCCCGUCCCGCAUGACGGUGGGCAAAACGCUCGAGCUGCUCGGGAGUAAGGCGGGUGUGCUGGAGGGUAAAUUCCACUACGGCACCGCAUUCGGCGGAUCCAAGUGUCAAGAUCUGCAGGACGAACUGUUCAAGCAUGGCUUCAAUUACCUUGGGAAGGAUGUGUUCUACUCCGGCAUUACCGGGGAACCGCUCGAGAUGUACAUCUACUCCGGGCCGGUCUAUUACCAAAAGCUGAAGCACAUGGUGCAGGACAAGAUGCAUGCGCGUGCGCGUGGGCCACGGGCGGUACUGACCCGGCAGCCGACGCAGGGCCGUAGCCGUGAGGGUGGUCUGCGGUUGGGUGAGAUGGAGCGGGACUGUUUGAUAUCGUACGGGGCCAGUAUGCUGAUCAUGGAACGGUUGAUGAUAUCGUCCGAUGCGUUCGAUGUGGACGUGUGCAAUGUGUGUGGCCGGCUGGCGUACUCGUCCUGGUGCCACAACUGCCGGUCGUCGGCGAGCGUUUCGAAGAUUUCGAUGCCGUACGCGUGCAAGCUGCUGUUCCAGGAGCUGACCAGCAUGAACAUUGUGCCGCGGCUGAAGUUGCAGAACUAUUAAGCUGGAGGAUUGAUGGAUCGAUUGAGGAGAUGUGAUGAAUUUUCAAUAAAGGAACCUAGAAGGAAGGUAUUGCCCAUUGAAGGGUCUAGAGUUGA
Molecule: messenger RNA, 3667 nt
Organism: Anopheles stephensi (Asian malaria mosquito)
Lineage: Eukaryota; Metazoa; Arthropoda; Insecta; Diptera; Culicidae
Gene: RpIII128
Product: DNA-directed RNA polymerase III subunit RPC2
Exons: 2
Coding region: 168-3572 (1134 amino acids)
Biological process (GO): DNA-templated transcription
Cellular component (GO): RNA polymerase III complex
Molecular function (GO): DNA binding; DNA-directed RNA polymerase activity; ribonucleoside binding
Source: RefSeq, a predicted model, not a curated record